CCCACCACUUGCUUGUGCAAAUAAAGUGCAUAUUCAAGGCUUUUUCCAGGAAAAGGAAACAAGCCUUACCCAUAGCUUACCCCUCAAACUAAACACUCCUCCCCAUGCCCAUACCCCUUUGUUAGACAGAAAGGCUAACCCUUAGCUCUCUCUGUUCUUUCUUUCUUUCUGGUGUGUGGGUCUCUCUGCUGAUUGCUGAUUGCUGAUUGCUGAUUGUUGAUUGUUGCUGCUGCCAGAGACUGCCCAUUGCCAAAAACCAUAUGGCAAAACCAACGGCUUUGUUAUCAGACGCUCCUUUCUCUGUUUUGUUCAUCAAUCUUUACACCCUUUAGUUCUUCAAAGACUUCAUCUCUCAUCGUGUUCCCGAAAACACUGACUUUUUUUUUUCUGAAUGAUGUCUAAAGGUUUCGUUUUUCUCUUCUUUUUGCUUCUUUGCUCGCCAUUGUUGUUACUAGCCCAGAACCAGGCUGAGAUUCAAGCUCUGACCUCUUUCAAGCUUAAUCUCCAUGACCCUUUUGGAGCUUUAUAUGGAUGGGAUCCGUCGACCCCUGCAGCUCCAUGCGACUGGCGUGGGGUUGCAUGUACUAAAAACCGAGUCACGGAGCUACGUCUGCCUCACCUCCAACUCAGUGGUCAACUCAGUGACCGUCUCUCUGACCUCAAGUAUCUUAGAAUGCUCAGCCUCCGUUCCAACUCCUUCAACGGCAGCAUACCAUCGACGCUCUCCCAAUGCAGGUUUCUACGCGCUGUUUUCUUGCAGUACAACUCACUCUCCGGGGCACUACCGUCGGAGAUAAGUAAUCUCACCGAUUUGGCCAUUUUAAACUUGGCUCAAAACCAACUUUCCGGCGAAAUCCCAGGGGAUCUCCCACGAAAUAUCAAGUAUAUCGAUCUUUCUUUAAACUCAUUUUCUGGUCCCAUUCCUAGAAGCGUUGCUAAUUUAACGCGGCUUCAACUCAUUAAUCUGUCGUAUAACCAGUUUUCUGGUGAGAUUCCGGCUAGUUUUGGUGAGCUUCAACAGCUUCAAUAUCUAUGGCUUGAUUUUAAUUUAUUGGAAGGAACUUUGCCUUCAGCUUUAGCCAACUGCUCUUCACUUGUUCAUUUUAGUGCCGAGGUCAAUGCGCUUGGUGGGGUAAUCCCUGCAGCUGUUGGAGCUCUUCCUAAUCUUCAAGUUGUUUCGCUUUCUCACAACAAUCUCUCAGGAACAGUGCCGGUUUCUUUGUUCUGUAAUGUCACCGUUUACCCGCCUUCUAUUAGGAUUGUUCAGUUGGGGUUUAAUUUGUUUAAGAGUGUUGUUGAUCCUGAAUCAGGGAAAUGUUACAGUGUCUUACAAGUUCUGGAUCUGUCUGGUAACCAGAUUGGUGGGACUUUUCCUUUAUGGUUAACUGGUGUAACAACGUUAACAAUGUUGGAUGUUUCGGGUAAUUUGUUGUCGGGUGCGGUUCCGGUUCAGAUUGGGAGUUUGUCUAGAUUGGUGGAGUUGAAAAUGGCUAAUAAUUCUUUAACUGGGAUGGUUCCUGCUGAGAUCAAGCAAUGCCAGUCAUUGCAUGUUCUUGAUCUCGGAGGAAACCGUUUCUCCGGUGAGAUUCCUGGCUUUUUGAGUGGCAUGACCGGUUUGAAAGUGCUAUCUCUUGGGGUGAAUAUGUUUUCGGGUUCAAUUCCGGGUAGUCUUCGGAAUCUUAUGAAGCUUGAAACCUUGAAUUUGGGACUUAAUUUGAACGGAAGACUGCCGGAGGAGAUAAUGGGAUUGAACAAUCUGAGUACAUUGGACUUGAGUGGGAACAGGUUUACAGGUGAGAUUCCUGCAAGUAUUGGGAACUUGAGUCGGAUUAUUGUCUUGAAUCUAAGCGCUAAUGGUUUUUCUGGGAAGAUUCCGGCGAGUUUGGGUGCCUUGUUCAAGCUAACAACUCUUGAUUUAAGCAAGCAGAAUCUCUCAGGUGAAUUGCCUUUUGAGCUCUCAGGUUUACCUAAUCUGCAAGUUAUUGCAUUGCAAGAAAAUAUGUUGUCCGGGGAUGUUCCGGAAGGGUUCAGUAGUUUGAUGAGUUUGCGGUAUGUGAAUCUUAGUUCCAAUUUAUUUUUCGGUCAUAUACCGGAAACUUUUGGCUUUCUACAUUCAUUAGCAGUUCUUUCAUUGUCUAAUAAUCACAUAAGUGGUGUGAUCCCGCCCGAGCUUGGGAACUGCACCGAGCUUGAAGUUCUUGAGCUUGGAUCGAAUUCUUUGACAGGUCACGUUCCUGCUGAUCUCUCUGGCCUUUCAAGGCUUAAUGUGCUAGAUUUGGGUGGUAACAACUUAACAGGAGAAAUCCCAGCAGAAAUCUCCAAAUGCUUGUCGUUGACCACAUUGUUACUUGAUGGUAAUCGGCUAUCUGGUAGCAUACCGGAUUCUCUCUCCGAGUUAUCUAAUCUUACAAUGCUGGAUCUUUCUUCUAAUGACUUGAGUGGAGAGAUUCCUGCUAAUCUCAGUCUUAUAUCUGGAUUGGUCUACUUCAAUGUGUCAAGGAAUGACCUAGAGGGGGAGAUUCCAGUUACUCUGGCUUCUAAAUUUAACAAUCCAUCGGCAUUUGCGGAUAAUCAAGACUUGUGCGGAAAGCCGUUGCACCGGAAUUGUGAAAACGUGGCUGAAAAGAGCAGUAGGAGAAGAUUGAUUCUUUUGAUUGUUGCGAUAGCUUGUGCUUCUAUCUUCUUGUCAUUGUGUUGUUGCUUCUAUGUUUUCAGCCUAUUGAGAUGGCGCAGGAAGCUCAAGGAAGCUGCUGGGGAGAAGAAACGGAGCCCUGCGAGGGCUAGUUCUGGUGCAAGCGGAGGUCGUAGCAGCACAGACAGUGGAGGUCCAAAGCUUGUUAUGUUCAAUAACAAGAUCACACUCGCUGAAACAAUUGAAGCCACUAGGCAAUUUGCUGAAGAGAAUGUGCUUAGCAGAAGCAGAUACGGGUUGGUCUUCAAGGCUUGCUACAACGAUGGAAUGGUGCUGUCUAUACGCAGCUUACCAGAUCGAUCACUCGAUGAAAACAUGUUCAGAAAAGAAGCAGAAUUUUUAGGCAGAGUGAAGCACCGGAACUUAACUGUUCUCCGUGGCUACUACGCAGGUCCACCGGACUUGAGGCUUCUUGUAUAUGAUUACAUGCCCAACGGCAACCUCGCAACACUCCUUCAAGAGGCAUCCCACCAAGAUGGUCAUGUCCUUAAUUGGCCAAUGCGCCACCUUAUUGCUCUUGGCAUCGCCCGUGGUUUAGCCUUCCUACAUGCAUCCAACAUGGUUCACGGAGAUGCCAAGCCCCAAAACAUCCUAUUCGAUGCCGAUUUUGAAGCACAUUUAUCAGAUUUUGGCUUGGACCGUCUCACAGUCGCCACUCUAGCAGAAGCUUCCACUUCAACUUUGGUCGGAACAUUGGGUUACGUCUCCCCGGAAGCAGUUCUAACAGGGGAAGCCACCAAAGAAUCAGAUGUUUACAGCUUUGGAAUCGUUCUGCUCGAACUACUCACGGGGAAAAGGCCAAUCAUGUUCACCGAGGAUGAAGACAUCGUGAAAUGGGUUAAACGACAGCUUCAGAGGGGCCAGAUCACCGAACUUUUAGAACCGGGGUUACUCGAGCUCGACCCUGAAUCAUCAGAAUGGGAAGAAUUCCUGUUGGGAAUCAAAGUCGGGUUACUUUGCACGGCUCCGGAUCCUCUCGAUCGACCGACAAUGGCCGAUAUCGUGUUCAUGCUCGAAGGUUGUCGUGUAGGGGCUGAUAUUCCUUCAUCAGCUGACCCCACCUCUCAACCUUCACCAGCAUAAACAAACCCAUUUUUCUUGUUCUUUGUUUUUACCAUUUUUUUAGUUUCGGACAAAAAAUUAUUAACAGUAGGGGUGAGUUUUUAUUUAUUUUUAUCAUUUCAGUUAAGUGUUCAA
This is a messenger RNA of Hibiscus syriacus, 3889 nucleotides long. Its product is annotated as probable LRR receptor-like serine/threonine-protein kinase At4g36180. NCBI's taxonomy places the organism in Eukaryota, Viridiplantae, Streptophyta, Magnoliopsida, Malvales, Malvaceae. The record is from RefSeq and is a predicted model, not a curated record. Gene Ontology annotation, molecular function: protein binding; protein kinase activity; ATP binding. Gene Ontology annotation, biological process: protein phosphorylation.